Messenger RNA from Cucurbita maxima (winter squash), 917 nucleotides. RefSeq lists its product as uncharacterized. The record is from RefSeq and is a predicted model, not a curated record. Gene Ontology annotation, cellular component: transcription factor TFIIIC complex. The coding region runs from base 409 to 804 and encodes 131 amino acids. The transcript has 5 exons. Gene Ontology annotation, biological process: transcription by RNA polymerase III. Lineage: Eukaryota; Viridiplantae; Streptophyta; Magnoliopsida; Cucurbitales; Cucurbitaceae.
AAGAGCGAGGCAACCUUAAAACUCCAGCUCUUGCACUAUUUCCCUCUUCCUCUCCUCCCUUCGGGAUUUUCUCCGUAAGCUUCUCUAUAUCCCAGAAAUCUUCAUCGACUUCAAAAACGAGAAGCCCUAGAAUCAAUUUCCACUCUCUCUCUCUCGAUCAAAUAGACGCGGUUUACGACAAUACUGGAAAGAUCCUUUGCGUCUGCUAUUUCACUGGAACGGAGUUCAAAUUCCACAGCGAAGCCAUCCACAUCCCCGAGGAACAGAUUCGAUUGGAAUUCCAGUAAACGAAGGCCUGUAUUUCCUUCGGGUAAUAAACUUCCCUUUGCUGAUUUUGUGUGCCGUCCUUGCUCUGUUCAAGCUUCUUACUGUUCUCGGCAUUGUUUUUCAGAGGUAUCUGUAAGGAACAUGGAGAAAGCUGCAAUUGAUUCUGCCUCUGAUGGCGAGGAAGAAUAUGUAUUGAUUGACCUGGGGGAUGUAUCGCUGCUUGACAUCCCACCCAAUGCCCCAUAUGUUCUAUCUGGUUUGGACACUAUGAAUCCAAUCUUAACUAUCUGCGACAAAAUUAAGAUGAUUGGAGAAUAUGAAGAAACCAUAGGUACAUGUCUUACCUUUGCGGAAGAGGAAGUCUCUAUGGUUGAAGAAGAAGCUGUGCCAUCUAAAACAAAUCGUCGCUCGGAAAAAGCAGUCGAACCACAUCAAGCUCCUAGAAAGGAUCUGAAGCCCGUUGCUUCUGUACAUAAGAUCCUUAAAUUUAAGUUACUUGAUUCUGUUGAUUCUGCUGUUCCAGACUCAACUUCUUAGUCAUUAAAUUUUUGUAUAUUACUUCACCCCGAUCUAUUUAAUUCUUAGUUUCCCAUAUUAUUGUAACGAGUUUUAAAGUUUUGGAAUAUACAUAAGAAAAGGUUUUCAUUCAU